CCUAAGCUUGUACAGAGGGGGGCAUUCAAAGAGAAGAUGGUUUGUUGUUUUUCGUUCGCUCCACAUUUCGGGCAGCUCCUGCCGUUGCCACAAUGUCGAUUGGAGAGCGCGUCGCAAACCGGUACACAGUCAGUUAUGGCCUGCCAGAUAAAGUGUUUGAUCUUCUUGGUAGUCUUGAGCUUCCAAACUCGAGCUUGGAGAGAAGUGAUGCUAGGUUCCAAUACUUGAUCUGGCUCUGCGGGUUCCACUGAUUCCAUGGCCAAUUCAUAACCAGAUUUAACCAAGUAAACACCUGAUUUGGUUAGGUUCCAACAGUAGCUUGCUGCUUGGGGAGUUCGAGUCGGCCUGAGGCUCUGAAUGAAGGGAAUGUCACUAGGAAGUACGAGUUCUCGUAAGAGAUUGAGUCUCCAUGUUUUCAAAACAGGGUCCAAAAGAUCUGCAAUUUUAAGCGAUGGAUUAAAGGAUGGGCCGCAGGGUAUGGCUGGUCGUGCUGGAAUUGUCGGGAGUCAAGGGUCUGCCCAGACGAGGGUAUUGUGUCUUGUCCCUAUUGAUUUAUGUGUGCCGUUUUUGAGCAGGGGCUGAGCCGCCAUGAGGCUUUUCCGCACGAAGGAAGGAGUACUCGUUUUAUUGACUUCUAACGUGAGAUAUUAAGAGCCGGUUUGUAACUUUUUUAGUUAAAAGUUAAGAAACAGUUUCUUAUAUUCCGCUAAGAACCUUAACCUAAGAACUCUCCUAAGAGCAUGAUUAAUGGGUAGUUCUUAUAGUGGGGGUUCUUAGCGGAAUAUAAGAAACCGUCUCUUAACUUUUAACUAAAAAAAACUAAGAACCCGCUUAAAUAUCUUAUUUAAGAACCGAUUCUUAGUUUUUUUAGUUAAAAGUUAAGGGACAAUUUCUUAUAUUCCGAUAAGAAUCUCACCCUAAGAACCCCCAUUAAUCAUGCUCUUAGGCUUUAAGGGUUUACAACCAAACAGGCAUGAGAAGGGAACUUAGUCAAACAUUCUAUUUUUAGUUCCUCCGGAAUAGCCUAAUUCUACGUACCUUCUCCCAACCUUCCGUAUAUUAACAAUAUCCUCUGCCAACAAGUUUUUUUUUUGGUGAUUGCUGAUCAGAAUUAUAACCAGUUCGAUUUGCUUGAAGAGAAAUAUCUUUCUUGCUUAGUCAAAAUGGGUCGGGUGAAAUUGGAGAUCAAGAGAAUCGAGAACACAACGAACCGACAAGUUACGUUCUCAAAACGUAGAAAUGGUUUGAUUAAGAAAGCUUAUGAAUUGUCGAUUCUCUGUGACAUUGACAUUGCUCUUAUCAUGUUCUCUCCUUCCGAUCGUCUUAGCCUCUUUUCUGGCAAAACUCGGAUCGAAGACGUUUUCGCAAGGUUUAUUAAUCUUCCUAACCAAGAACGAGAGAAUGCAGUCUUUCCGGACCAGGGUAGACGCCCGGAUAUUCAGAGCAAAGAGUAUCUACUGAGGAUUUUGCAGCAACUCAAGACCGAAAAUGACAUCGCUCUUCAAAUUACAAACCCGGCAGCCAUUAAGUCCGACGUCGAGGAACUUGAGCAAGAAGUCUGUAGGUUACAACAACAACUCCAAAUGGCAGAAGAAGAACUAAGGAGAUACGAACCGGAUCCAGUAAGAUUCACUAGCAUGGAGGAUUAUGAUGUUUGUGAGAAGCAACUUCUCGACACGUUAACACAUGUUGUCCAACGACGAGAGAAUCUCUUAAGCAGCCAUUUACCUACAUACGAAGCAUCUACUAUGCAACAAAGCAUUGUAGGUCCUUUCUUAAACGGAGUCGUGGAAGGUUGGUUGCCUGAAAAUGGACCCAACCAAACCCAUUUAUUUGAUCCAUCAGCCCAUUCUAAUCAACUCAGAGAAUUGUCAUCGGCUAUGUAUGAACCAUUGUUGCAAGGGAGUAGCUCAAGUUCUAACCAAAACAAUAUGAGCGAAUGCCACGUGACAAAUAAUAACGGUGAAAUGUUCACUGAGUGGGCUCAAGCGUACUCAUCCUCGGCGUUAUUCGCUUCUAUCAACCAGCAUGGGAAUGUGGGACCUAAUAUGGAGGAGAUGAUGCCAGUUCAACAAGGUGAAAUCCCGGUAGUGACGACGGAGGCACAACAAGCUGAGCAUGAAGUCGCCGCUGACUAUAAGACAAGGGUUCCUCAGCUCAGUAGCCAAUAAUGUCAAAACAUUAUUCCAAUGAAUUAUUUUUUACGUAUACCGAUUUAUUUUGUUUUAUUAUUUGUUCGACCUUUUUUACAAGAGACAUUGAUGAAAAGACAAAUCGUGUGCUUUGUAAACCAUUUUUUGUCAGUAAAAAAAAAACAAUAGAAGAUAAACAUUUUCAUAAGACGACAAAAAUACAUUUUAUAAAGUACUGCAACCAUGUUAUUCUUCUUUUCUUCGUAAUGUUAGUUUAGUGAAAUGAAAGUUUUACUAGUCAAUUUUUGUUUAUCCUACCAUUUUUAUAAUAUUUAUCCUAUUGAGAUAAGUUUGAAAUAACUUAUUGUGCAAGUUACCUAAUUUUUUUGAGUUAUAGAAAUAGGAAAAAUAUCUAUAUGUGAAUUCUAAUGAAUUUAGAAAAGUUUGAGUUAUAUAUAAGGAGAUGCAAAGUGUGUUGCAUAACUUAUGAAUUGUGAGCUUUAAUUUUGAGAUUAUUUUCUAAAGCAAUAAGAAUUGAAUUCUUAUUAAUUGUGUGUGACGCAAUUCUGUAUGUGUGACCUAGGGUUCAUUGUGUGAAGUGACCUAAGGAUAAUCGUGUGUGACAUCCGCUUAAUACAAUAUAUCCCCUGUUCGGAAACAAGCAAAGAUGACUGGUUAAUCGCCAGAAAAGCGUAAAAUCAGUCUUGAAAUCAUGGAGUUUUAGAGUUACUCGGAGAGUUAAGAAGAAAAGUGAAAGAACUCAUAGCUUUUGUAGAUAUUAAUUAGGUAUGGGAAUUUUAUGGAUCUGAAAAUCCUAACUAAAAUCAAUCUAAAAAUUUCCGACCAAAAACCAAACCAAAAAUUUAUAAGUAUUUAGUUAGGUUCAAAAUUCCUCUAUUCGAAAGAAUCGAAAUCGAAAAGAGCCAAUCUGAAUAGACUGGAUAUGAAAGGAACCAAUCCGAAUAAACUCAACCCGAUAAGAACCGAUUCUAUCCGACCUAAAAAUAUGAAUAUUCAAAAUUAUUAUUUAAUGUGCUCUAUUUUCUAUAUUUUACCUUAUGGUUUAGUUGAAAUGUCUAUUUCUAGUAAUAUUUAUUACUAUGUUACAACAUUUUAAGUAAUGUAAAAUGUUAAAUGUCAAAUUUAGAGUUUUAAAAUAUGUAAUUUCAAUUAUUAAUAGUUCAUAUUUGUUAUUUUGCAAAAUUUUAAAUAAAUAUGACGAAUUUUGGCUAAAUUUUUGAUAGUGUUCAGGUAUUUUUUGGUCUUUUUGUAUCAUAAAGAUCCGAACCUGAUCCGGACCUAGUAGAACCCAUAAAUUAUAGGUAUUUUACAGAUAUUUUAAUUAUAGACCCGAACUAACUCGGACCCAGAGGAAUCGAUCCGAACCCAAACCGGAAAUUUUUAAGAACCAAGUUUGGUCCAAAUUUCUAGGACCAAAAGGACUCAUACCCAAAACAAACCGAACUUAACCCGACUCGAAGACCCAACGUGCAAGUCUAAUUUCUAAAAUUUUAAUCAUAAAAUGAUAUGUGUGUUUUAGAUUUAUUAUAUUUUGAUUAAACUUAAUAAGAAUAACAGGAAAAAUCAUUAAUAAUUUUUUUUACAAAACAGAGGCUACCAUAAUAUCCAUCUAACUACACGAACACGUAAGAUUGGUUGAAUCAUGAAAAAGAAUAACUAAAUUAUAAACGAAAAUUCUAUUAUACAUUAUUUGUUAGUCAAAUAUGAAGAAUUUAUUUUACCAAAAAUAUAGAAAAAAUAUGGAAUCUAAUGAGAAAACGUAUACCAGCGGGUGCGCCGGUCAAGCUCUAGUUCCAAUUAAAGUACAAGAGUAUAGAUCAACUGAAUUAAGAUUAAACAUAGUAUUUAGCUCUUGAUGGAAAGAUGGUUUCUGUAUUUUGUUCAAAGCUAGGGUUUCAUAUAUUUGGAAGUUGUUCUGAUGGAGUAUGAUUUCGUGUUGAUAACGUGUUGUGAACAAAGA
Molecule: messenger RNA, 4113 nt
Organism: Brassica rapa (field mustard)
Lineage: Eukaryota; Viridiplantae; Streptophyta; Magnoliopsida; Brassicales; Brassicaceae
Product: agamous-like MADS-box protein AGL104
Biological process (GO): positive regulation of transcription by RNA polymerase II
Molecular function (GO): RNA polymerase II transcription regulatory region sequence-specific DNA binding; protein dimerization activity
Source: RefSeq, a predicted model, not a curated record